Molecule: messenger RNA, 1726 nt
Organism: Solanum dulcamara
Lineage: Eukaryota; Viridiplantae; Streptophyta; Magnoliopsida; Solanales; Solanaceae
Product: beta-1,3-galactosyltransferase 7-like
Exons: 11
Coding region: 168-1358 (396 amino acids)
Cellular component (GO): Golgi membrane
Molecular function (GO): beta-1,3-galactosyltransferase activity
Source: RefSeq, a predicted model, not a curated record
ACUAAUAACAAAAAUCAUUAAUUUCAAUAUAUACAGGUAAAAGGAGAGUGACCCCCACGCCCACGCCCCACCCACCCCACCCCACACCCACCUCAAUCGUCUCCUUUGAUGGAACAAUAAAAACCACAAGAAAACCCGCGCUCUCCUUCCUUCUCCCCUGAAAAAUCAUGAAGAAUCGAAACCGAGGCAAAAUCUCACCUAAAUGGAUUGCUAUUCUUUGCAUUUUUAGCUUUGCUCUUGGCAUGCUUUUCUCUAACAGAGUUUGGACUCCUCCAGAAUCAGAUGGAAGGAACAUAUUUGGAAGGCGCCAUACGCAAGAAAGAGACUUGCCUUCUGUUUCUGAUGAUUGUGAAGCCAAAAAUAGCCAGAAGGAGGACAUCAAGGGAGAGUUUAACAAAGCCCAAGUAGCUAUCCAAUCAUUGGAUAAUUCAAAUGCUAAGAUUCAAAGUGAGCUUCCUUCAACUAAGGAUCCUCUAAUUCCACGGAAAACUGAAUUAGUUCCUUCCAUGAACACAAAUUCUGGAGGAAGUGGGACGAAAAAGAAGACAUUUAUGGUUAUUGGGAUAAACACAGCCUUCAGUAGUAGAAAGAGGCGCGAUUCUAUUAGAGAGACUUGGAUGCCUCAAGGUGAAAAGCUACGUAGAUUAGAGCAAGAAAAGGGGAUCGUUGUGCGCUUCAUGAUAGGCCACAGUGCAAUAUCGAAUAGUAUUUUAGAUCGAGCCAUUGAUAGUGAAGAUGCUCAGCAUAAGGACAUUCUUCGACUUGAUCACAUAGAAGGCUAUCAUGAGCUAACUGCAAAGACGAAAGCUUUCUUCUCCCUUGCAGUUGCAAAAUGGGAUGCUGAGUUCUAUGUGAAGAUUGAUGAUGAUGUUCAUGUCAAUUUAGGUACACUAGCUGCAACUCUUGCCAGGCACAGGUUGAAACCCAGGGUGUAUAUAGGAUGCAUGAAAUCUGGACCAGUUCUUUAUCAAAAGAGUGUUAAGUACCAUGAACCUGAGUUCUGGAAAUUUGGAGAGACGGGGAAUAAGUACUUCCGACAUGCAACUGGACAGAUAUAUGCCAUCUCGAAAGAAUUGGCAACAUACGUUGCCAACAACAGACCUAUUCUGCAUAAGUAUGCUAAUGAAGAUGUGUCACUCGGGGCAUGGUUGAUUGGUCUAGAAGUUGAGCACAUUGAUGAUCGUAACCUGUGCUGUGGAACUCCGCCUGAAUGCGAAUGGAAAGCACAAGCAGGUAAUGUUUGUGUGGCAUCAUUUGAUUGGAGCUGCAGUGGAAUUUGCAAAUCAGUCGAAAGAAUCAAGCAUGUACACGCUAAAUGCAGCGAAAGUCCUGCUACUCUAUGGGGUGCUCUUAUUUAGUCAUCUUUCUCAUCAGAACUGAUUCUUCAAACAUGAUACCUAUCCUCUCAACUUAAAGAGGGGUAAAUUGUUGAUCAUUUACGAGUAGGAGAUCACCCGAUGCUAUGAAAGAUGAUUGCAGAGCUUGAUGGAGAAUUUAACACUGUUGUUUAUACGGCAAAAAAAAAAAGAAAACACUACAUAUUGCUUGCUAGAGACUGUUGACAAAAGGAGAGUAUGAAUAGUAGGAAGAGUGUAGUCUUCAUUAAGUAUAAUUAUAUACACAGAUGUUAGAGCUAUUAGAUUUGUAUUUCCACUGUAUAUUGUAGUAAAUAUUUUUGUUGAACUCUUGGUAUUAUUUCCAAAGAAAAUUUUCCUCAUUUCCACAA